Messenger RNA from Mandrillus leucophaeus (drill), 3761 nucleotides. RefSeq names its product calcium responsive transcription factor (gene CARF). The record is from RefSeq and is a predicted model, not a curated record. The transcript has 16 exons. Gene Ontology annotation, cellular component: nucleus. Gene Ontology annotation, biological process: regulation of transcription by RNA polymerase II. Gene Ontology annotation, molecular function: RNA polymerase II cis-regulatory region sequence-specific DNA binding; DNA-binding transcription factor activity, RNA polymerase II-specific. Lineage: Eukaryota; Metazoa; Chordata; Mammalia; Primates; Cercopithecidae. Bases 266 to 2308 code for a protein of 680 amino acids.
UGCGCAUUAUGCUGGUCUCCAUGGCGGGGCCUCGGAGCCAAGACGAGGUUGAGUAGACUCGGCUCUGGAGUCCUAAUUAAAAUGCUGCUUUCACAUAAAUGAAGCUACAGUUAUCAUGAUUUAGUGCCCCCAAAGAAAGAACUUCGGUGGACAAGAAAGGACAUUUCUGGGGGUAGUAGAAUGCUUGAGGCCUGGAAUUUAAACCUGACCCACUAUCUGAAGCUGUUAAAUAAUAGAAGAAAAUGGAAUUGAAUAUGAUGUCAGCAUGGAACAAUCUAAUGAUUCAUUAAGAGUCAACCAUAAUGAUGGUGAAGAGUCAAAAACCGAUGCUCAAGUAUUUGAGCAUCUAACCUGUAUGGACUCCAGGGAUUCUUCCUUUGGACAAAAUGAUUCUCCUGCAGUUUUGCCCAUCACUACUCCUGAAGCAAAUAAUUCACUCAUAUCACAGAAUAUAACAGGGCCCCUGACUCAGACACAGACUCCUUCUGCAGAGCAUUUCCAUCUAGUGGACCAAAAUGGGCAAGCUAUUCAAUAUGAACUUCAGUCACUGGGGGAAUCCAAUGCACAAAUGAUGAUUGUUGCCAGCCCAACAGAAAACGGACAGGUACUUCGUGUAAUUCCAUCUACCCAGACAGCAAUGGCACAAGUGAUUAUACCUCAGGGGCAGCUUGUGGAUGUGAAUAGUCCUCGGGGUGACUAUCCCAGAAUGCUGGAAGAACCCCUUCUGGCGCCUCUUCAGCCACUUUCUUCUAACACACCUAUAUGGGCCUGCCGUCUUAGGAGCUGUGAGAAAAUUGGAGAUUCAUACCGUGGCUACUGUGUAAGUGAGACUGAAUUAGAAAGUGUCCUAACAUUUCACAAGCAGCAAACACAGAGUGUUUGGGGGACCCGUCAGUCUCCAAGCCCAGCCAAGCCUGCUACACGCUUGAUGUGGAAAUCCCAGUAUGUUCCAUAUGAUGGAAUCCCAUUUGUUAAUGCAGGGAGUAGAGCUGUGGUAAUGGAGUGUCAGUAUGGGCCAAGAAGAAAAGGUUUCCAGUUAAAAAAAGUCAGUGAGCAGGAAAGCAGGUCUUGUCAGCUCUACAAAGCCACUUGUCCAGCUCGGAUUUACAUUAAAAAGGUACAGAAGUUUCCUGAAUAUAGAGUUCCUACAGACCCCAAAAUAGACAAGAAAAUUAUCAGAAUGGAGCAGGAGAAAGCUUUUAACAUGCUAAAGAAGAACUUGGUAGAUGCUGGUGGUGUUCUUAGGUGGUAUGUACAGUUACCUACACAGCAAGCUCAUCAGUAUCAUGAAUUAGAGACUCCCUGCCUCACUUUGUCACCUUCUCCGUUUCCUGUGUCUUCUGUUGAAGAAGAGGAAACUGCAGUUAGAGAUGAGAAUUGUGCAUUACCCUCACGUUUACAUCCUCAAGUAGCCCAUAAGAUUCAAGAAUUAGUAUCACAGGGAAUAGAACAAGUGUAUGCAGUAAGGAAGCAGCUAAGAAAAUUUGUGGAAAGGGAACUGUUCAAACCCGAUGAGGUACCUGAAAGACAUAAUUUAUCUUUUUUUCCAACUGUAAAUGAUCUAAAAAAUCACAUCCAUGAGGUACAGAAAUCCUUGAGAAAUGGAGAUAUGGUAUAUAACUCAGAGAUUAUUCCGGCAACGCUUCAAUGGACUACAGACAGUGGGAAUAUUCUCAAAGAGACCGUGACGGUUACAUUUGCAGAAGGAAAUUCACCAGGAGAAUCAAUUACCACCAAAGUGGAAACAAAUCAGACAAGGGGUUCUUUGUCUCCUGAGCCAACUCACUUGCUCUCCUCACUCUCCUCAUUUCAGCCCAAAAUAUUUACACAACUGCAGGGUUUGCAGUUACAACCAAGGUUCACCUCUCCUGAUGAAUCACCAGCUCUGAUAUCAGUAAAUAACCAGCCAUCCUCUAGUCCUUCAGGACUUCUGGAUCCAAUAGGAAGUGCUGUAAUGAAUAAUAAUUCUCUACUGCUUGGUCAAAGUCAUAGCCUUCAAAGAGAUACAUGCCUAACCCAAAACAAUGGUACUGCCUCCACCAUGGGUAACCUUCCAGAACCAGAUCAAAAUCUAGUUGCAAUGGACCAGCUGGUAGAAGUUGGAGGUGUUGAGGAUACAGGGAAUCUGGAAGGAACUGUUCAUCGAAUUCUGUUGGGAGAUGUGCAGACUAUUCCAAUACAGAUUAUAGACAACCACUCAGCUCUUAUUGAAGAAAAUCCAGAAGGUACCAUUUCUGUGAACCAAGUUAAGCAAGAACCCAAAGAACCAGCAUUGUCUAUGGAAGCAAAAAAAAAUUGUGGACUAUAAGAAAUUAUCUGCUAUAUAAAUUAUUGAAGCUUUUCAGAAUUUACAACUCUGGUGACUUCUGAUGUCUUAGAAAAGAAGGUGAAUAUAGUCAAAGCGUGGCAUUGAGAUAAUUGGACUGAAGACCAGUUUGAUGAGAAGCUUUUAUUUAAAACUGAUGUAUUUGUUGCCAGUUCCAUAUUUUUACCUUCCUUAAGAGAUGUUUUACUCUUCUUAUUUUGUAUAAUUUUUAUGCUCUUUGAUUAUCUAAUAAGGCCAGUAUUUCAAAAGCUCUUUUGAACUUAUCCACAGUAAUACAGUCUGGACACAAAUAGUUUAGUUAACUUAUCCUUGGAAAUACUCAAUUUUGGUUCUUACAAAACAGAAAAGAUCAACAGCAACAGCACCAUUGUGUGAAUGUAUGUUUGUAUGUGUGUAUGUAUAUCAUGAAUUUUUUUAAGUUCUGAAGGAACUUGUUCUCUCUUUAAAGUUGUGAAGAAAUUUUUAAUUGCCAGACAGGUAAGAAAAUGUUUAUAAUCUAUCUCAUUAAGAAAGAUGAAGUAUUCGGUUUUACAUCAUAACACAAAGUCCAGCAGCUAUAUCUGCGGAGACUGUGCAGUUGCAUUUUAGCCACUUCCCUUCUAAUUUUUGUACUUUUAACUACAAACCAAUAGUAUAUUAGUGGUUAUCUAAUAGAAAUUUAAAGUGUCUUGGUAAGUACUGAGGAUUUUUACUUGAAUUAAUCAGAUAAGCAACAGAAAUCAACAUAUGUAGCAUGGCUUUGUGCUAAAUUGGAAGCAAAAUACUAUAGGUAGAAAGAUGUAGAAAUUGAGAGAAUUGAAAAAGAAUAAUAGAAUUCCUUGGUGUUUACAGAUAAUUUGGGAAACUUUUUGAUGACAGCAGAGGAUUUUUUUUUCCCCUUAUUUUGUAAUGAAGAUCCAGCGCUGGUUAAAAAAUAAUUUGAUUUGUAGUUACAUUUUUCUAUGCCAGAGCUCUUACUGAAUUGAUGGGGUAUUAGGAUUUCUAGUAUUUUAAGGUAAGUAUUUAUAGUUUAAAAUUUAGUUUAUAUUUAAAACUUCAAAACAUCUGAUCUGGGAUAUUUUCUUUGUUAAGUAAGUAUAUUAACUUCAAAUACCAAAUAAGUACUAAACAGUAUAUUCAUUAUAAGCAUCUGUUGUCUAAAGAUUGGUACUAGGCUGGACAUGGUGGCUCAUGCCUGUAAUCACAGCACUUUGGGAGGCCUAGGUGGGUAGACCACCUGAGGUCAGGAGUUCAAGACCAGCCUGGCCAACACGGUGAAACCCCAUUUCUACUAAAAAUACAAAAAUUAACUGGGUGUGGUGGUGGGCGCCUGUAAUCCCAGCUACUUGGGAGGCUAAGGCAGGAGAAUUGCUUGAACACUGGAGGCGGAGGUUGCAAUGAGCCAAAAUCGCGCCAUUGCACUCCAGCCUGGGCAACAAGAGAGAAACUCCAUCUC